AUGAGUGAUAGGGAUACUGGUUGCAUCAACCAAGUGUUCCACAAUCACUUGUUGGUCAACAUCAUCUUUGAACAUGUGAUCGAUAUACACAAGAGAUGGAUGAGUCUGCCAAAGUCAUCAAACAGAUCAUCAGAGUCUGACAACAACAACAACAACAACGACAACAACGACAACAAUGACAACAACGACAUACCUCUGAUCAAAUCAACAAUCAAAGGUCGACAACUUCACAAUAUGAGUCUUGAUGAUAUGUUGCGAUACAACGCCACUCAGAUGUUCAUCAAGACAUUCGACAGCAUCGCCGCUAUCUACCCAAUAGAGUGCAGCACUCUGUUGUCCUCCGCAACCACCUAUAACAACACAACAGUAUACAAUUAUUUGGUCAAUCGCUAUAGUAGAAAGAAUAAUAUUAAUAUUGGUUUAGUUGAUUGGCGCAUGAUCUUCCAAAAAAGCAACAUGUAUCUGGUGCGGACCCUCUUCCCUGACGCAACAAAGUUCGGUUCUUAUCAUGUAUUGAGCAAAAUUACCCAUGCUGUUGACUCUGGCAACGUGGAGUUUGUUCGAUUUCUACUCAAACAUACAUAUGAUCAAGGCAAUAGGAAGCAGAUCUAUGGCAACAAACUGCGCAGACCUGGAGUCCGAGUUGACAUGCUACGAAUGCUGCACAAGGAGUUCAAUUGUCUUUAUAAAUUUAGCUCCCUCUGGGAGACUGCGCUCAUACACUCAGCCAAGUGCAACAUGUUCGAAAGUGUUCAAUACAUCAUUAACAACAUGCCACUCCAUCUGGAAGUGACCACUGGCAUGCUCGUCAAGUGUCUUAAACAAUGUGCCAAGUCUGGCAACAUCGACAUGUUCGAAACAUUCAUCAAGUUACCCGAUGUCACCAUGUUCCUUCUCAACCAGAUCAGUAGUGAUAUCAAGAGGAUCAUUGAGGGGGCGGUUGAUCAUGGCCAGGAAUCAUUCAUCAAUCAUCUCCACCAACAUUAUGUUGGCAACAACCGAAUCAACCAGAGUUGCGAGAGUAUGAUCCGCAACCUCUUGGUGAUGCCACCACCUGGCGAACCAACGCACACCGCCAGACUUCGAAUCAAAUCAUUGUCUUCGGUCAUUCUCAAAGAUGACCUCGCAUCAAUCGACUUGUGCAUUGAUCAGACGAUAAAUCUCAAACUCAAGAUGUGUCGAACGAUGUCCAAAUCAAUUGCCAGGUACAUCUCAAGUCCUCGGACUCGAAUUAAUGGGUUGUGCUUUGGUGGCAAAUCAAUACUCUUCAUGUGUCAGGCCGUUGGAGAACGUGGCAGCAAUAUAACAGCGGACAUGGUAUUCCAGUUCAUUGUCAAUGGCGAUCAUCAAUCACCAGAGGAUCUCGAGACAGCCAUGGAGUUGGCCAGCGGCUACUCUGCUGCCGUGAUGAAACAACUCCACACUCACUUCAACAUUGAGUACAACAAUUCAAAGUGUCUAAAGAAGGCCAUGUCGUUCAGAUGUUUCGAGACCAUUUCAUUGAUCCUCAAUCACCCUGGAGACAAGAGUUAUCUUGCGAAGCAUAGAAAUGCCAUCAAGGUUGAGGCAUUCAUGUUUGUUUCCAAAGCACAAUUGUUCGAGGUGAUAUUCAUCUUGGAUCGCCUCGACUUUGUUCGAGGUGAUGUUGAACUGUGCGAGUGGGCCGCAUACAGUCCUCACGUGGAUGUGUUUGAACAUGUGAUCAAUCUGUUCACUCGUGAGCAACUCAAUGACAAGGUGUUCGUCGGUAUCAUUAACCAAGCACUCCUGAAUGACAGAGUGGACAAUGUUCUCAUGCUUCAACAACGCUUUGAUCACGACCCAACCAAGCCACUGAUCAGGCCAUCACUGGACAUGCUGAAUAAGAUGGCUGAGAGGAAUUGCUAUCUUACGUUGGAGCACUACUUCAACUCAACGACAUUCAUCGAUCAGUUCAAACUACUAAUACAACGACUGCGAAUACUCUACUCAGUACUCAAAGUUGGUUACAAAUAUUCCACUCAUCGAGUGAUCAACUUGUGCAAUGAUCAGAUAAAGGCAAACACCAUCCAUCAAGAACAACAACCAUCACAAAUAUAUGAAUGGAACUAUCCCAAAAUGAACUAA
Messenger RNA from Acytostelium subglobosum LB1, 2106 nucleotides. RefSeq lists its product as hypothetical. Lineage: Eukaryota; Evosea; Eumycetozoa; Acytosteliales; Acytosteliaceae. The record is from RefSeq and is a predicted model, not a curated record. The transcript has 2 exons. The coding region runs from base 1 to 2106 and encodes 701 amino acids.